AUGGCAGGAGACACAUCGGCACUGAUAACAAGAGGCGGACCUUCUUAUCCCCACCAGAGGUUCAGUCUCGGAGAACCGUGGGAGUUCACCUUAGCGAUAACCCCCGACAUACACGAGCUCUGCUGUGUGACCCAUACAGGCAGUUGCCCCAGAGGCGAUGGGUUUACCUUUCGUUAUCUAAACAAAGGGGCUGCAAACGCCGUCUUCACAAUUCAUCCCUCAUCUGUCGUCAUCAUCGAGAAGGUCUCCUCGAAGCCCAUCUUUCAGCUUGUAAUUGAAUUGUACAAGACAGAUCGCAAGUGUCUUACCGCUCAACCUCUGUCUCGUGAGAAGCUUGCCGGAAGAGUACUUCGAGUCCCGCGGGGUAAAGAUAAGACGCUUUCAGGUGAUAAGAUUCUGUCGAGCUUCAAUCUGCUCAUCAAGCCUCUGUUCCAACCGGCAGAGACAGGCCACACAGCUGCUCAGAUGUCUGGUUUUCGUAUUGAUACUAAUGGGAAUGUCAUACAAGCAACACUCAGAUCAAUGCAAGGUGAUCUUUGCCAACAUCUCAUGGAUCACAAAGGUAUUAUACUAUUCCCCCACGCCGUCUGCACUCUCCGAUCUCUAGCCAACAAGGACGUCUUCGUCGGACCCCAAGACGGACCUUCAGAAAUGUGCUGGGCAAUUCUUCUAGAAGACAUGUCUCCUGUCCCAAACAAAUCGGUAAUGCUGGAAAUCAAACCAAAGUGGCUUCUUCAGUCCCCCGACGCUCCUGCGGGGGCAAUACGCUGCCGAACAUGUGCCAUGCAAACCCUAUUACCCAAACAUCGAGCCAACUACAUAUGCCCACUUCUACUCCUCCACGGCACUCCCAACCAUAUACGUCCUUGGCUCUCCACACGCAUUUCCAAAUUGCUCCCCACAGCGACCACGGCUCCGCGACUCGUCCAAGGCAUCACAGAACAGGUGCUCGCUUACCUGACUACCGGCGUCGGCCGAACGCUCCUACAACACCUUGCAUUUUUGCAAUCCAAGCUCGACCCCUAUGGCGUGCUCUGGCAGAAUAACAUGGAUACAAGCAAUGCCAUCAACUUCAACCUCCGCGCUGCCAUGUCACUGCGUGAUUGCUCACUUUUCAUUAAAGCUGAGUACGACGCCGCAACUGGAAUUCCGUCGAAUAUAAUCUCGAAGCUUGGAGACUUGGACUUCAAGUCUGAGGAAAAGACACUGGAUUGGGCGGAGAAGGAGAAGAGGUUGAAGAAUGAGGGAGCGUAUACGAAAGUUUCGCAGGAUGAUCUUGGGUGUUGGUUACCGAAGAUGAGGGUUUAG
This is a messenger RNA of Plenodomus lingam JN3, 1308 nucleotides long. RefSeq lists its product as uncharacterized. Gene Ontology annotation, molecular function: inositol-1,3,4,5,6-pentakisphosphate 2-kinase activity; ATP binding. Gene Ontology annotation, cellular component: nucleus. Gene Ontology annotation, biological process: inositol phosphate biosynthetic process. The record is from RefSeq and is a predicted model, not a curated record. NCBI's taxonomy places the organism in Eukaryota, Fungi, Ascomycota, Dothideomycetes, Pleosporales, Leptosphaeriaceae.